Molecule: messenger RNA, 3864 nt
Organism: Cydia strobilella
Lineage: Eukaryota; Metazoa; Arthropoda; Insecta; Lepidoptera; Tortricidae
Gene: Wdr59
Product: GATOR2 complex protein WDR59
Exons: 12
Coding region: 123-3194 (1023 amino acids)
Biological process (GO): cellular response to amino acid starvation; positive regulation of TORC1 signaling
Cellular component (GO): vacuolar membrane; Seh1-associated complex
Molecular function (GO): protein binding; signaling adaptor activity
Source: RefSeq, a predicted model, not a curated record
UGUGUUGCGCUGAUUAUAGAGAUCUAGCGAUUGUUAUCAUGAACUGAAUAGUUUUGUGUAAAUAAAAGAUAUUCAGUUUUUUAUAUUAUUGUAUAUAAAUACUUAUCUAACUACAAGUCAAAAUGUCUGUGCACUGGAGUUCCGAGCUGAUGAAAUGGGAGUACCGGGAGUUGCAGGCCACUGCUAUGUCCGUCGAUUUUUCUGGUAACAACGUAUUACUAGCCGGACGGCGAUGGCUAGCGAUUAAGCAAGUUAAUUUGGAAGAAGAUGCUGGUGACAUUAUAAAGAAGUACCCGCGCCACAGCAAGUACGACGCAGCCGGAGCGGAGUGGUGUCAAACAUAUCACGGGCAGAAGCUUUGUGCGAUCGCGAGUAAUCAGCGUGUUGACGUAUACGAAUGGCGGGCAGGCAACGAUCUGACUUGUAUUUGCUCUCUACGCGGGCACACUCGAGUUGUGAGCGACACGCACUUCCACAGACAAGACCACAACCUCAUAGCAACAUGUUCUAUAGAUACUUUCACUCACAUGUGGGACCUCCGGGAUGCAAGAAAACCAGUAAUGUCACUGUGUGCAGUGGCGGGGGCUUCACAAGUUCAGUGGAACAAGGUGGCAUCCCACAUAGUGGCAACAGCACAUGACGGAGACAUCAAAAUAUGGGAUUACCGAAAACACAGUGCACCAUUUCAGUACAUUUCAGCUCACUUAUGCAAAAUCCACGGUGUAGACUGGAGUCCCCACCAUGAAUAUCAAUUAGUGACAUCCAGUCAUGAUGGGAGCAUCAAGUUCUUUGACAUCAAUAAUGCUAGGAGGCCAGAGAAUGUUAUAAACACUAACUUCCCAGUGUGGAGAGCUAUAUAUACACCAUUUGGGAGUGGUUUGUUGACUAUAGGUGUUGGAUGGGGCGGGUUACCUCGGGUGGAGCAAGCUGGGGUCAUUGGUAUAUGGGUGUCAGAUAUCUUAACACACAGGCUCGUGGGACAUACAGACACAGUACAGACAAUGGUGUGGAGGCCAAACACACCUCCAGAUAACUACCAGCUAGUGACAUGGGGCAGAGAUCAAUCUUUAAGGAUUUGGGCAAUGCAGCCCUCUUUGCUGAAAAUGUGCCACCAUUAUUUACCCAAUGAUAGUGAAAUUGAAGAGGACAAUAGUAGUGACACAAUGUCACCAGUUGAAUCGAUGAAUGAUGGAUCUGACAGUACAGGACAAGAUAUACAAAUGACCAAGAUGCCAACCUCAAACUUAAUAUCAAUAGAUGAAGAGUUCGAAUCUAUAAGAGAAAUGGCGAAUAUUGAAGUGACUGACAUGAACACAGAAACAAGGAUAUGUCAGAUACACUCAGAACGCAAUGGAUAUACAGCCAACCUACAAGUGGCAUUCCCUAAAAAUGUACCUGAACAAAUUAUACCAAAGUUCUCCUGGCUCUCAGGUACAAAUAUUGAUAGCACAACAACUAUCAAAAUUCUACAAGCUUUAAAUAGAACAGCCCAUCGCAAGAAGAAGGAAGGCCAAAGGUGUCUGUUACAUUGUCUAAAGACAUUGGCGACAUCUAUUGAUGAGAUUCCAGUUAAAUCUAGUGACGAUUCCGACUCAAUGAAGUCUAGUCAAAGAAGCCAGUCAGAAAGCGAAAACGCCGGCGACGCGUGCAUCCCCUUCCCCCGCACUUCCGGGGCAAAGUGGUGCGGCGUCAGCACGUUAGUUGUGUUCAAUCGUCCGUCGAAUAGUCGGAGACUGUCCUUGAAGCCUGAGGCGGGGACCCCGAGGUCGAUGUCGUCGCUGUCGACUAUUCCUAGCCUUUUCGGGAGCGGUUACGGCUCGGUGUCGCCACACGCCACCACGACGCCGUCGCCGACGAACGCGCCUGGGUUCCCGCAGUUGCUACAUAGGCAUCCGUCUAAUUCUAUCACGACGUUCUACUUUCAAGAUCGUUGGAAAGCGCAAGGCCGGCGCGCCGGCAGCAUGCGCAGUCGCGGCAGCAUCUCUGGGUGCUCACCUAGAGUCGUACUCUACGCGGCGCCCGAUCUGUUCCCUCUGAACCGGGUACUCGCCGAGAAAUACGUCAUUAACGCUGAGGACUCCGUCGAAAUGUGCGAGGCGAAUGCGCGGAUAGCAUCAGCGGAAGGCGAAAGCGAGCUCGCGCACGCAUGGCGGCUAGCCGCGCUGGCGGCGCGGGCGCUCCGCGCGCGACCCACCGACCACUGCGCCUCCAGCGAGGAGAGCAUGGGCUGGGCGCAGCACCCGCUGUGCUGCAGUCUGCUGCAGUCGCUGAUAUCCCACUACGCCAAGGCGUUGGACGUGCAAAUGGCGGCGAUGCUGGCGUGCGCCUUCUCCAUCUUCAACGACACCAACAAGUGGAGCUCGCAGUCCACUAUUAGCAAUUCUAGUUAUGGCAACGGUACAUCUCCAUACAGCACAGUAAACCAAUACAGCGAAAUAGCCGACGGCUGGAUGAAUGUCCGCAGCAACUCUUGCUCCGAGGCCGAGAACUUCUACACGGACUCGAGCGUGUCCAAGUCGGAACGCAUGUCGGCCUGCGUUCUCGACGAGGCCGCGGUGCAUCAGUACCACUGCUUUAAAAGAGUCUACGCGGACAUUUUGCACCGGUGGCAGCUUUUAUACAAGAGGACUGAGGUGAUGAAGCUGGUCCGCGUGCGGCAACCGGCAGUGUGGUUGGGGCCGGAGCUGAGCGCCCUGUGCUGCGGGUGCGGGCGCAGCGCGCGGGAGCGGGCCGCGUGCGCCGCGUGCCGCCGCCUCGCGCUGCGCUGCGCCGUGUGCGCGCGCGGCGUGCGCGGCCGCGCCAUGGCCUGCGCCUACUGCGGCCACGCGGGACACGCCGGCCACAUGCUGGCCUGGUCAGUACCACUCAUAUCUCCGCCUCGCGCUGCGCUGCGCCGUGUGCGCGCGCGGCGUGCGCGGCCGCGCCAUGGCCUGCGCCUACUGCGGCCACGCGGGACACGCCGGCCACAUGCUGGCCUGGUUCGAGAAGCACGACACGUGCCCCACGGGCUGCGGCUGCAAGUGCCUCGUCGACAGCAACGCGUUCUGGAAGGGCGUCAAAUAUGCCUAGAACUAUACAAGUACCCACCUUUCUUAUAUCUUACUAGUUUCUUGAUUUCCAUCGAUUAUCUAAUCUAUAAGGGACGAACGCAAGAAACAAAAUGCGAACAAGAAGCUCGAUAUAUAGCAACAUAGGACCAAUUUCUUGUGUAUUUGCAUCUCACAUUUCGCAUUUAGUAAGAGAGUGAGCCGCAAUGCACAUUAGACCAAGAUAUUGGACAAGUGGUAUACCAACCUUACCAAUAUUUGACACGCCAUAUUACUUCUUGGUAAUUGGACAUCAUGUAAGUCUUUGAUAUUUACAUUUCACAGGCAUAUAAAAAAUUAAACUAAGAGAACUGACAUUAAAGUUUGACAUGAAGUGAUCAAGUCAAAUAUGACCUGGAUUUUAAUACCGAUGUUUCAAGUGGAAACAGUUUCAUACCCCGUUCGGUAAAAUUACUUAGCUGCAAUUUAGUAACAGUAAAUGUUAAAACAAUCUUGCUGGGGUUGAUUUGUAAUGACCAUCAUCAGGAUUUAUUUGUAAAAAUGUAAUAUUUUAGACAUUAUUUGUAUAAUAAAUACCUCCGAAUUUGAGUACAAUUUGUAAUAAAAACACUCGUGUUAUUUUAUAUUUUUAUUAAACAAACUUUUUACAAUUUUAUAAUUAUCCAAUUAGAAUGUAAAGUGCACGUUAUUGUAAGUCGAGUGCGCGUACGAUCCCUAAAAUGUAUGCUUUACUUCAGUCUCGUUCAAGCAUUUCAUAAGAUUCAUUCAAAGCGGUAUUAGGUACGUAUAAUUUGAGGGUCGGUCUAGAUGAGCUAAG